Cephus cinctus (wheat stem sawfly) is the source of this 1953-nucleotide messenger RNA. RefSeq names its product APOPT family protein CG14806, mitochondrial (gene Coa8). Lineage: Eukaryota; Metazoa; Arthropoda; Insecta; Hymenoptera; Cephidae. The coding region runs from base 125 to 658 and encodes 177 amino acids. Gene Ontology annotation, biological process: intrinsic apoptotic signaling pathway. The record is from RefSeq and is a predicted model, not a curated record. The transcript has 6 exons. Gene Ontology annotation, cellular component: mitochondrion.
GUUGAUAAGAACGUAGAAGGGUAAGGCCAUGAUAUCAAUUGAUCAACCAGCUACCAACUGUUGUGUAAGCAGUAUAAACAUGGAUACGGUUAUGGAGUGAUUAUGUAUUCCAACCAGCAAGAAUAUGGCUAAUAUAAAUACAUAUUUACGGCAAUUACAUUUAAAUAAUCAUGCUCGCCAAUUUUGUACGAAAGUCAAUUCUAACCUUACAUCCAAAUCACCCAUUCAAAGCGAUAGAGAUCUAAUAGGACCGCCUGAUUCAAUCUCCAACUUGAGGCCAAUUAUUUUUGCAAAAUCUGACAGAGAAACGGAACUGGAAAAAAAAUACAGAGAAACUCGCGAGGCUACUCAAGAAUGGAAUCAACGAUUUUGGACAAAACACAAUACCAAUUUCUCACAUGAACGUAAGCAAUUCAAGGAAUUACUGAAAAAGGAAGGGAACAAUUCUGUGAGUGCUGACGAAAUGUCUGUGUUUUAUAAACAAUUUCUUGAUAAGAAUUGGCAGAGUCAUUUAAAUUAUAAUAUUGCAUGGUAUAAAAAGAAUCUUCACUUGUUGCUCUUAGAAUUCAGGGAAUGGAUGAUGGGGAAUCCUGUGGCAUCUCCUCAAGGGAUGGCAGUUGGUGCAACCUUAGUAAAGGCAUUCAGGCCGAAUUUUUAACGUGUUCCUCAUCGUCUGACGUAUCGAAAUCAGACAGCGAAGAUGGACGAAUGAUUAAGGAGUCAAUUAAUAAUGAAUUAUCCAGCAAUACUAGUCUCGAAGAACCUUGCUAUUCUAUGAAUAUGACACUGAAGGAUUUUGAACAGGAUUAUUCUAACGACAGAGGAACAUCUAACGUUUCUAAGUUAUCAUUAAUUCGGAAUGAGAUUUCGAGGAUUUGUACCAGUUAUUUGAACUGGGGUAUCCUUUUAAGUUUUGGUAUUGGAUUGUGGGCUUCUUUGUGUAUCGCUGAUACGAUUCAGACGAGUUCUUUUACAAAUAAGGAAAGAUGGAUUGCUGAUGUAAUCGGUACCAAGAAAAUUACUGCUAAUGCAGAAACAGUUAAGAGCCAACCUUCUCGUGUUUGGUGGUUAUUUUAUCUUUGGAAUUACAUCUGGAAAUUUAUCGUAUCCAGUAGAAUCUUUGAGAUUUUACUGCUCGUGAUGCUUGUCACUUUGGCGUUUUACGUCGAACGUUAUUUUCAAAAGAAGUUUGGAUAUUCUAAGAGUGCCUAUGCACACUAUUUCUAUGAUUUUCUUCGGUUGAGUACUGAACCUAUAAGAUCGGAGGAUGACGGUCCAAUAAUUCAUAUUAUGGAAGAAGAUAUUCUACAAAAUGAUAAAAAAGAUAUGGAUUUAAUUGGGAGAUUUACAAGAAAGAUAAAUAUGAUCUACAAGUGCAGCUGGAAAAGAGAAAUUUUUUCGAAUUUGUGGCAAGUCAUACAACGUGUUACGUAUCGUGAUUUGUCAAUUGAAAGAUCCAUGAUUUCGAUAAACGAUCAAUGUUUAUCAUGGAAUUCUGAUUUUAACAAUCUGAAAUCAAUGAAUGUUAUAGAAAGUGAUAACAGUAGCGAGGAUGAAUGCCAUUUGCCAAACUCUUGUGAUUCUGAAAUUGAAUUUAUUUCUGAACGGAGUAGUAACUCGAUAUGGCGACAAUUUAAUAACGAUAAUUUUCACGUGUCCCAAAAUGAUUUUCACGUGUCCGAAAAAUUAUUUUUCAAUUCAGAAUAUUUAAGUUCAUAUCGUACUGAAGAUACGGUGAAUACCUUCGAUUUGGAGAUUGAAAAAUAUUUGAAAAAUCAGUCAAUAUUCUCCACGGGCACUUUUCAAAGGUUGGGAAGAAACGAUGGCGGCUCUAAAGAUUUGUGUGCCAAAAAUAUCAAUUCGAACGAUCACACUGUAAAUGGUGGUAUGGUUACUUCUUCGCCGGCAUUUAGAAACUUUUUAUUCAAUUUAGAACACGAUCAAAUGUCUUAU